CUCAAAUCAUCUCUUUCUCAUCCAGUUCUUUAUCUUCUUUCAAAAUAAUAUAUAGAAUCCAAAAAUUGUAUAUAAAUUUCCAACGUUCUUAAUUUAUUUUAAUAAAUAUAAUAAUUAACACCUUACAUGGAAAUUAUAUUUAGGAUAUCUAGAAUAAAUUAUUAAUAUCAUAUUACUAUUCUAAUAUUUGAGUUCAAGUCUUACAGCAUAGAGGCGCUCUGCAAAUACAGUCGCCGACACAUGAUGUCCUCCUCCGGCGGCGCCGGCAGAAUGAGUGCAAGCUGCUUGGUAGCAGAGACAGUAUGGAAGGAUAUUGAGUCUACACACAAAGUGAAUGAUGAUCAACUUUGGACGUUAGUCAAUUGCUUCCCAUUCCUUUGUGUUCUUUUCAAAUCAUUAUUGCCCCGCAUUGUGUUUCUAUUGAAGUUGUUUUUGGUCUUUAUGCAACAUGAAACCAGUUUGCAUUUCUUGUUUGGCAAGAACUUCGAGGGAGCCACUAGAAUUGUUGACCAAAGAGGUGUCAGCAAGAUAUCUGCUCACCCCAGUGGAAGGUUUAUCUUUCAGGUUAGAGGAGAAUCCCGAAGAAAAGAACAAUAUCUCUGUUUUGCUGAGAAUUUUUGUGCCUGUUAUUCUUUCUUCUAUGAUGUCGUCAACAGAAGGGAACAACUUUGUUGUAAACAUCAAUUAGCUGCAAGACUCGCUGCAUCUUUGGGAUCGUAUGCUGAAGUUAAAGUGUCUGAUGAGGAGCUAGCUCUGUUACUAUCAACAAUAUAGUCCUGGCUCUGUAGAUUAAUACUUUAUAAUUUAUUUAAUAUUGAUUUUAUGGAGCAAGGAACAUAUCAUCUUUAGAUUUAGUUAAUAGUGAUGAGUCUCAGGAGCCUGAUUGGGCAAUAGUGUGUUAGAUGGGCAAAAGCAAGAACAUCUUAUCAGUGAAAAAGUGUAUUUAGAUGGGCAAAAGGUAGAACAGAUGAAAGCACAAACAACCUAUUGUAGUAGACCUUUUAACAUUUUUUGUUUCAAUUUUAUAAAAUAACUCAUACAAGCUGUCAAAAUUUGUUUGAAUGAGAUUCGAAUGAACUAAAUAAUUUCUGAAGCGAGUGUUUAAACUAUUGAUUUUCUGAUAAGGUGCAUUUUAUUCUCUAAAGUCAAGUGCACCAUUGAAUUUAAAGGACCCAAAUCCCAACUCAUGACUUCAUAGUUUUCCAUAAAUUUUUAUCAACGAUAGAGAGUAUAAGUCUUGUAGGAAGUGUGCUUGCCUUCAAAUUUAGCAGGGAGUUGCGUUCUCUUAAUUACCUUAUUUUGCUAAUCUGUAUCAUAGAAAAUUUUAAUUUCUUUUGCCGUUAACGGUUGUUAAAGGUUAACUUCUAUCUUCAUGUUUAAAUUUAUUAUUUCUUUUUCUAUUGGCCUGUUACCAACUUUGCAUGUUGUUCAUAAA
Vigna unguiculata (cowpea) is the source of this 1435-nucleotide messenger RNA. RefSeq names its product zinc finger SWIM domain protein (gene SSN2). The record is from RefSeq and is a predicted model, not a curated record. Gene Ontology annotation, biological process: double-strand break repair via homologous recombination. NCBI's taxonomy places the organism in Eukaryota, Viridiplantae, Streptophyta, Magnoliopsida, Fabales, Fabaceae. Gene Ontology annotation, cellular component: Shu complex. Gene Ontology annotation, molecular function: zinc ion binding.